AUGGAACAGCCCGAACCAUCAACACCUACCGAUAUACCGACUGCUGUUCCCCAUUCAUCUACCGACCCUCCUACCCAUCCCACUGCAGCCGGGUCGAGUCAAGCAAACAACCUCGACCAUACCUCCAACUCUGUACCCUCACUCCGAUUCCCCCGGCCCUUAGGUAACCGGCAGCUUACGAACUGGAUCUCGUCCAGCUCUCCCGACAUUAUGCAGCCAGAAAACUUCCCCGACGAUGACCCCAGCCUGGCUGAGCUGGGCUACGACGUCAUCGGUACCGAUGGCGAAAGCCAGGCCGAGUCUACCGCCAGCUCCCUCGACUAUCAAAGGACUGACGAUGUUCAGAGCCUAGUUGGUACCGAUACCGGCACCGAUGUCGAUGCCAACGAAGUCGAUACCGACUCUUCCGACGAUGAAGAGGAGGAGGAGGAGGCUACUACACUAAACGAAACCGCUGUAAUCAGCACAGUUAACGACGCCAUUGUAGAAUAUCCCGCUGAGUCCGAUGAUGAAGAUGCCGACGUGGAGACACUCGCGAAUCAAAGCCUUGAGCACCCUACAAACUUCUCCCAGCAUGGCAUCCUAAGUUUACCACGCCGGGCAGAGAUCGACCAAAGCCAGGCCCGGGAAGCCCUUGCAGAAAUGCACAAGUUACCUUCUCAAGAUACAGCACUGGGAAAAGAAGAUGAUGUACAUCUGCUUUCUCCUGAAUACGAGGAUUCAGAGGAUCGUAUUUCGGAAAGUUAUCGCUCGACACUGAGGUUUAUUCAAGGGAAUUACCGUAUCUUAAUUGCCCUGUCCGGAUUUGCUGUUUUCUACGGCCUAGUCAUCACUGGGAAAUAUUUCCUGUCUAGCCCACCGACCCCUAAAGUCCUAUCUACGGUCCCGGUAGCCUCGAUCUCUUCCGCGGCCGUUCUCUCUCCCCUUGGAAAUCCCAUAUCUACUUCUGUAUUCACACCAGCUUUAACCAAUACUCAAACCCAAAAGGCGUUGCAGACUAGUAGUACUUCGCCAAGUAGCCUUGUUUUGAUGUCAUUUGGGAAAGAUAAGGACCAGACGGACGUCACCAAUCAGUCCCAACGACAGACCAUCUGUUCAGCAGAACUAUAUGAUCGAAAUGAGAUCCUAGUAAAGAUCCCCCAGAGUAUCAAGUCUGCCUGGCUCUCAAAAGACGCCAUAUUAAUUGCCGUAAGUCGGGGCCUGUACGAUAUCCCAACCAAGGUGGCCUCUGUAGACGAGGGCUUCUUGAUCCAGGUACCUCUCGAGGAGGCGUAUAAUAUCCUGGCCGUAUCUAUUGCCACGACUUCGAAGCCUAAGGUUAAGGAGACCUUUCACGUCGACUUCGGUAGGAACAAAUUCAUAGAUGCUCUUGAUGCUGGAAAGCAGCUGGUCAGGGACUUCGCGCAGAAGUUUGUCGACACCGUCAACGAGACAACGGCAUGGGUUGAGGAGACCUAUAUACCGGCUCUGGAUGUUAUGUCGAAACAAGUCUGCAGUCAAACGUCAUCCGUCUCCGACACCUUAUUUCAGGGAUUUAAAGAUGUCGCUAACGCCGUCCUCGGCCUCCCUUCCCAUCUUAUCUCGCAGAUUAUUGCCCAGAUUAAGGAGUCCUUCGUCAACGACGAUCUUACACGACGUCAGCAUCAAGCACGGUUAGAGCUUGUGAAAGGGGCUCGAGACCUCCGUGACGAGCUUACGUUACGCUACCUUUCUGCGCAGCUCAGAUCCAAGCUCUGGUGGCUUCGAGUACAGGGGAAGACGGAUGAAUACCAACAUUAUCUCUCGAAGGCCGAGGCCUACUUAAAAGAGAGGACUGUCGAAGCCAAAGCAGCUAAGCAGGAAAGAGCCGAGUAUGUCAAGAAACAGGCACGGUCACGGCAAAAGAAUGAACACGAGGAGACGAAAGGCUCUUUCUGGAACAAGCGCACGAGGGCCUCCUGGGCGUAA
Daldinia childiae is the source of this 1947-nucleotide messenger RNA. RefSeq lists its product as uncharacterized. The transcript has a single exon. The record is from RefSeq and is a predicted model, not a curated record. The coding region runs from base 1 to 1947 and encodes 648 amino acids. NCBI's taxonomy places the organism in Eukaryota, Fungi, Ascomycota, Sordariomycetes, Xylariales, Hypoxylaceae.